Acomys russatus (golden spiny mouse) is the source of this 1146-nucleotide messenger RNA. It is a transcript of the gene Rsu1, whose product is annotated as Ras suppressor protein 1. Lineage: Eukaryota; Metazoa; Chordata; Mammalia; Rodentia; Muridae. The record is from RefSeq and is a predicted model, not a curated record. Bases 208 to 1041 code for a protein of 277 amino acids. Gene Ontology annotation, molecular function: protein binding. The transcript has 9 exons.
UCUGGGAAGCAGUUCUCCUAAUUUGGGAAGUGUCAGCCUGGGAGGGGCGGGGGGUUGGCCGGAUUUGGUGUGCGCCUGCGCGAUCGCUGGGACAGGGUGUGUUCCUCCUCAGGGAUCCUGUUUUUGGCUGAUCCAGUUCAUCGCUUGCCACCUGAGUUUGCCCUACCGGCUCCCACGCACACCCGUCAGGUUUUGCCCUCUGUGAACAUGUCCAAGUCACUGAAGAAGCUAGUGGAGGAGAGCAGGGAGAAGAACCAGCCGGAAGUGGACAUGAGUGACAGGGGCAUCUCCAGUAUGCUGGAUGUCAACGGCUUGUUCUCCUUAGCCCAUAUCACACAACUGGUGCUCAGUCACAACAAGCUAACAACUGUGCCCCCAAACGUAGCAGAACUGAAGAACUUGGAGGUGCUCAACUUCUUCAAUAACCAGAUCGAGGAGCUGCCCACUCAGAUCAGCAGCCUUCAGAAACUCAAACACCUGAACCUGGGCAUGAACAGGCUGAACACGCUGCCUCGGGGAUUUGGCUCUCUUCCGGCCCUGGAGGUCCUGGACUUGACUUACAACAACCUGAACGAACAUUCUCUCCCUGGAAACUUCUUCUACCUCACCACCCUGCGCGCACUCUAUCUAAGCGACAACGAUUUUGAAAUCCUGCCUCCAGAUAUUGGGAAGCUCACAAAGUUGCAGAUACUCAGCCUCAGGGAUAAUGACCUGAUCUCCCUGCCUAAGGAAAUCGGGGAGCUGACCCAGCUGAAGGAGAUGCACAUUCAGGGGAACCGCCUGACCGUUCUGCCUCCGGAGCUAGGCAACUUGGAUCUAACUGGUCAGAAGCAGGUCUUCAAAGCAGAGAACAACCCCUGGGUUACCCCGAUCGCCGACCAGUUCCAGCUUGGCGUAUCCCACGUUUUCGAGUAUAUCCGUUCUGAAACAUACAAGUACCUCUAUGGAAGACACAUGCAGGCAAACCCGGAACCUCCAAAGAAGAAUAAUGAUAAAUCAAAAAAGAUCAGCCGGAAACCCCUUGCAGCCAAGAACAAGUGAGGAGCUGACACCCACGAUGGGCCCGGACCUCCUCCCUCAACUCUCUGGCUUCCUUGCUCUGUCCCACAAACAAAUACAGUGUGCUUGUGCCUACUUCUUCUACUU